AUGAUGACCUGUGUCGGAUGCUGAUUUGUCUUUGCUCUCUCUCCUUUCAGGAUCCCUCGGUGACACAGCUCACAAACACUAGCCAGAGUGGCUUGGAUGAAUUCAACCCCUUUUCUGAGAGCUCCCAGCUGACAAAUGCAGCGCGGACGACGCCAGCCAUGCAGCCCUCUGGGCCCUCGCAGCCUGCUGUCCUGCAGACAUCCGUGGAGCCCACUCCCCAGGCUGUGGCUGCAGCAGCACAGGCUGGGCUUCUUCAGCAGCAGGCAGAGUUAGAGAGGAAGGCAGCUGAGCUGGAGAAGAAAGAAAGGGAAUUGCAGAAUAAUGCAGCCAGCAUUAAUCCGAGGCAGAACAAUUGGCCACCUCUUCCCAAGAAGUGUCCGAUCAAACCGUGUUUUUAUCAGGAUUUUUCUGCAGACAUCCCAGCUGACUACCAGCGGAUAUGCAAGAUGCUGUAUUACUUGUGGAUGCUGCAUUCAAUUACCCUGCUCCUAAACCUGCUUGCUUGCUUGGCAUGGUUCACAGUCCAGACAGACAGAGGAGUAGACUUUGGUCUCUCGAUCCUGUGGUUUAUUUUAUUCACCCCUUGUGCCUUUCUCUGUUGGUACCGACCAAUUUACAAGGCUUUCAGGUCUGACAGCUCCUUCAGCUUCUUCGUCUUCUUUUUCAUUUUCUUCUGCCAAAUAGCAAUCUACAUCAUCCAGGCUGUCGGCAUUCCUGGCUGGGGAGACAGCGGAUGGAUUGCGGCGCUGUCAGAGCUGCACGGGAACCUGGCUGUGGCUGUUAUCAUGAUGGUGGUGGCAGGAUUCUUCACGCUGUGUGCGGUUCUCUCACUCUUCCUCCUGAAGCAGGUGCAUUCCCUGUAUCGGCGCACAGGAGCCAGUUUCCAAAGGGCCCAGGAAGAGUUUUCCCAAGGCAUCCUCACCAAUCGGAGCUUCCAGAACGCAGCCGCUGGGGCAGCCUCCUCAGCUGCACAGAGUGCUUUCCGGGGAAACUAGUCCUUCCCGGGGCUGCCUCCCCCUCGCUUCCUCCACCAUCAUCACCCCAAUUUUUUUUUUUUUUUUUUUUUUUAAAUUUUUCCCUAAAGAUGCACUUUUCAGGGGUACCAUGUUAACUCUGUGAUGCCGACUCCAGAUGAGGUCUGGUUUUUUAGCUUCAGCUGGCCUACAUUCAUGACUAUUAGUUUUCCCUGUCUUGUUUUAGGGUGUGGGGAGAUAGGGGAGACAUUCUCUGAAGCAAAUAUAUUUCUCUAUCCAGGA
This is a messenger RNA of Athene cunicularia (burrowing owl), 1256 nucleotides long. RefSeq names its product secretory carrier membrane protein 2 (gene SCAMP2). The coding region runs from base 18 to 995 and encodes 325 amino acids. Gene Ontology annotation, cellular component: recycling endosome membrane; trans-Golgi network membrane. The record is from RefSeq and is a predicted model, not a curated record. Gene Ontology annotation, biological process: protein transport. NCBI's taxonomy places the organism in Eukaryota, Metazoa, Chordata, Aves, Strigiformes, Strigidae. The transcript has 8 exons.